AUGCGUUUCUCCGCUGUUCUCCUUGCUGCCCUCUCCGCCGUCACUGUCGGCUACGCCCAGACCGCCAGCGGCACUGGUGACCUGACCUUCUACGCCCCGGGUCUCGGGUCCUGCGGUCACACCAACACCGAUGCCGACUUUGUUGUCGCCAUCGACACCGCGACCAUCACCAGCUUCCCUGGUGCCACGGCGAACCCCAACCUGAACCCGAUGUGCGGUCGCCAGAUCUCGAUCACCGUGCCAGGUGCAGCUGGACCGGUGAUGGCCACCGUCGUCGACACCUGCUUCGGGUGCGCGCGCGGCAGCAUCGAUGUUUCCCCCGCUGUCUUCCAGCAGGUCGCCGCACUCAGCGUUGGCCGCAUCAGCGGCGUCUCCUGGACGCUCGUCUAA
Epithele typhae is the source of this 390-nucleotide messenger RNA. RefSeq names its product barwin-like endoglucanase. The record is from RefSeq and is a predicted model, not a curated record. Lineage: Eukaryota; Fungi; Basidiomycota; Agaricomycetes; Polyporales; Epitheliaceae. The transcript is spliced from 3 exons. The coding region runs from base 1 to 390 and encodes 129 amino acids.